Messenger RNA from Nasonia vitripennis (jewel wasp), 8890 nucleotides. It is a transcript of the gene crb, whose product is annotated as protein crumbs. NCBI's taxonomy places the organism in Eukaryota, Metazoa, Arthropoda, Insecta, Hymenoptera, Pteromalidae. The record is from RefSeq and is a predicted model, not a curated record. Bases 562 to 7461 code for a protein of 2299 amino acids. The transcript has 19 exons. Gene Ontology annotation, cellular component: protein-containing complex; plasma membrane. Gene Ontology annotation, molecular function: calcium ion binding; zinc ion binding. Gene Ontology annotation, biological process: heterophilic cell-cell adhesion; establishment or maintenance of epithelial cell apical/basal polarity.
GCGCGCGUUUAGUUCAGGCCUCGCUCUCGAGACGGUUGGACCGUUGCGCGCGUGUGUUCCUCCGACGAAAGCGCACACCGUGCACGAUAUUUAUACGUAUCCGCGGCGAUACCUACCCCCGAACCAAAUGAAAAGGGCAACGGUUAUCGAGUAGAGACAGACGGAGAGGAGCGAGAUUCGAAAAGGUGUAUACGAAAAGUACUUGUACACUUACCGAUCUCUCGGCGCGAGCGCACACCUGCAGCGUGGACCGAACAGACUCUCUCGUCUAUACUCUCGAUGAGAAGAAGGGAACGAGGAGGAGGAGGCACCGAAGGAGGAGGACGACGACGAAGCGUGAGUCAGUGCCAGGAGAUGUGUCGUCGCCGCUCCGCGUGUGAGUGAUUUUUUUCCGCCGCGGGAAGAACGGAUUUACCUGCGUGUGCGCGGUUCCCUCCGACUCGAGCCUUCGAGAAGAGAGAGAGAGAAGCUCGUUGUAUACUUACGAAUACGCAGUGUAUAGUGAGGCUACAGGAGAAGCUGCUGAGCCAUCGGCGAGGAUUCCAGAGAAGACACGUCAGGAUGCGAGCUGCGCUGCACGUCGUCGCAGUGCUAGCGACGCUGCUGACGACGAGCACGAGCUACGGCGCGCCCCAGGAGCGUUCGCCGGCCGACGAGCUUCUGGCCUCGUCGGCCGCUUUGAGCCAAGCCCGAGAAGCCUACUUCGAUGGGACGGCUCAACUGAGGCUCAGGUCCUUCGUCUCGGUGCACCGACACAGUGGCCUGAGCUUCCGCACCUGCGAGCCUGGCCGACUGUUCGAGCAGAGGUUCGACACCGGGGACAGCAUCGGGCUCCGGGUCGACCACGAGGGCCUCGUCUUCGUGGCCAAACUCCAGCAGAGGCGACUCGAGGCCAGGCUGAACGCUAGGCUCCUCGACAAUGCCUGGCACACCGUCAACAUGUUCUUCAGGCUGGGCAAUCUCACCCUCAGCGCCGCCGGACACGCGCAGGUGGUGGCCAACGCCACGUACAACUCGGAGAUCCUGGCGCUGCCGGACGAGAACGACGCGAACGGCACACUGAUAGUCGGCGAGGGCUUCCGCGGUUGCAUCCUCCAGGGCCCCGGUAUCCUGUUCAACGACAGCCUCAGCAGCAACGCCAUCCUCGGCGCUUGUCCCCUCGACACCCGAGCUUGUGGCGUGACGAUGCUCCAGCCGACGACUCAGCCGACGACGGCCCAGCUGGGCCAGCCCAGCAGCAGUGGACAGAUCGACUACUGCCAGCACUCACCGUGCAUGACGCGCGGCAAGUGCGUCUCCAGGCAGGACCACUACGAGUGUCACUGCUACGCCCGAUAUUCCGGCAAAAAUUGCCAGACCGAUCAUGGCUCGCCCUGCAUCAACAACCCGUGUCGCAACGGCGGCAGCUGUCAAGAGGACCACAACGGCGACUUCGUCUGCCAGUGCGCGGCCGGUUGGGCCGGUCUGCGCUGCGAGUCUCCGGCCGGAGCUCGAGUCUGCGACGGCCCCAGCAAUCCUUGCAGGAACGACGCCGCCUGCGUCGAGCUUCCCGACACCGACUACCGCUGCGAGUGUCGGCCGGGCUACACCGGCAGGAACUGCGAGAUCGACAUCGACGAGUGCGCCUCGCAUCCCUGCAGGAACGACGGCAACUGCACCGAUCUCGUCAACGGAUACGCCUGCAAGUGCGAGCGCACUGGCUACAAUGGCCAGAACUGCGAGAUCGACAUCGACGAGUGCGAGAACAAUCCCUGCCUGAACGGCCUCUGCUACAACAACUACGGCGGUUACGUGUGCGCCUGCCAGUCGGGCUUCGAGGGCCAGAACUGCGAGCUCAACAUCAACGAGUGUCUGUCCCAGCCCUGCCGCAACGGAGGCACCUGCCUCGACGAGGUCGGCAGCUACCGCUGCAAUUGCACCGGCACCGGACACUCGGGAGAACACUGCGACCAGCCUCCGCGCGGCCUCGUCUGCAAUUCCACGGCCAACUGUCCCGCCAACAGCGUAUGCCACGUCUCGCAGUGCGUCUGCAAGUCUGGCUUCAUCGGCAGUCCGCCGAAUUGCUCGGUGAACUUUUGCGAGAGAAACCCCUGCAUCAACGGGGGCACCUGCAACAACCUCAGGGACAGAUUCGAGUGCGUCUGCCCGUCCGAGUGGAAAGGUCCGACGUGCCAGUCGUCGAGCCGGUGCCCGAACUGCUACAACGGCGGCUCGUGCGUUGAAACGCUACGAGGCCCCGCAUGCCAGUGCCCCAGGUUCUGGACGGGACCUCAGUGCAAGGAGCCCGUCACGUGCGGCAAUCACCGGCCGUGCAAACGUGCCACCGAAUGCCGCGACUAUCCGUUGGGCUACUACUGCGUGUGCGAGCCGGGCUGGACAGGUCCGGAAUGCUCGAUCGACAUCGACGAGUGCACCAGCGACCCGUGCCGCAACGCAGGCGUCUGCAUCGACCAGCUCAACAACUACUACUGCCAGUGCCUGUCGGGCUUCAUCGGCAAGAACUGCCAGAUCAACGUGGACGAGUGUCUAUCGCAGCCCUGCCAGAACGGCGGCACCUGCAUCGACCGGGUCAACGGGUACAGCUGCAACUGCACCCGGGACUUCAUGGGCGAGAACUGCGAGCGCGAGUACGAUGCCUGCGCUGCCAAGCCCUGUCAGAACAACGGCAGCUGCGUUCUCAGCUCUAAAUCCCGCCGAGACUUCGUUUGCGAAUGUCUGCCCGGUUUCGAGGGCAAACUCUGCGACCUCAACGUCGACGAGUGCGUCGGAGUCAUCUGUCCCGAUGAAAGGAUUUGCGUCGACGGAGUGGCUGGGUACGAGUGCAAAUGCAGAGACGGAUACAGGGAGCCAAAUUGUACGUUGAUUGUCGAUCCGUGCGCGAAGAAGCCAUGUGGCAAUGGAACGUGCCUGGAGACGGCAGAUGAGGGGUACCAGUGCGAUUGCGGUCCUGGAUACAGCGGACCGAACUGCGAAAACGACGUCGACGAGUGCCAGACCUUGGGCAGCUCGCUCUGUAACAACGGCAUCUGCAUCAACAACAUCGGCAGCUACAACUGCUUCUGCAGGCCAGGAUUCUCGGGCGACCACUGCGCCGUCGACAUCAACGAGUGUCUCUGCGGGCCCUGUCAAAACAACGCCACUUGCAUCGACAAGAUCAACACGUUCGAGUGCGAGUGUCCGCCUGGAUACGCCGGCAAGACUUGCGACCUUGACGUCAACGAGUGCCAGAGCGACCCUUGCCAGAACGGGGCUACUUGCAUCGAUGAAAUUGCCAGAUACACCUGCGUCUGUGCUGCCGGUUUCACGGGCUACAACUGCGAGACCAACAUCGACGACUGCGAGUCUCAGCCCUGCCAGAACCAUGGCAAGUGUUUGGACAAGGUCAACGCCUACGCUUGCGACUGCACGGACACGGGUUUCGAGGGCGAGCACUGCGAGCUCAACAUCGACGACUGCCGCUCGUAUCCCUGUGAAAACGGUGCCGAGUGCUUGGACGAGAUAAAGGACUACAAGUGCCAGUGUUACGAGGGCUACACCGGUAAGAACUGCCAGAUCGACAUCAACGAGUGCGAGAGCUCGCCCUGCCAGUUUAAUGGCACGUGUCUCGAACGAUCCAACGAGAAUUUGUACAAGGAGGACGUCAUGAAUAAACCAGCGAUCUUCAUGCAAGAAUUUAGCUACGCCAAUGCUAGCGGAUACGAGUGCAUCUGCGUGCCGGGAGUGAUAGGCAAGAACUGCGAGACGAACAUUAACGAGUGCGAGAGUAACCCGUGCUUCGAGGGUGUUUGCAUGGACCGAAUCGGCGGCUACGUCUGCGAAUGCGACGAGGGCUUUGAGGGCGAUCAUUGCCAGAUCGACAUCGACGAGUGCAAACGAUACUCACCCUGCGAGCACGGAGUCUGCUACGACAAACGUGCUGACUACCAGUGCGUUUGCGACCCACUCUACGGAGGAAAGAACUGUUCGGUACUACUAGAGGGAUGCAUGGGUACGACGUGCUUGAACAACGGCACCUGCUGGCCAUACCUCGUGGACGAGACCGAGCACAAGUUCAACUGCACCUGCCCUAACGGAUUCCACGGAGAGAUCUGCGAUCACGUAACGACCAUGUCUCUGAGCGGAAACUCCAUGGUAACCGUCAAUACGUCCCGCGAGGAGGGUUACGACAUUUCCUUCCGUUUCCGGACGACUCUGCCGAAUGGACUGCUAGCGAUGGGCAAGGGUCCUACUUACUACAUGCUCGAACUCGUCGGUGGCAAGCUCAACCUUCACUCAAGCCUAUUGAACAAGUGGAACGGCGUGUUCAUCGGUAGCGGAUUAAACGAUUCGAAUUGGCAGAAGGUCUUCGUGGCUAUCAAUUCCACGCAUCUCGUGCUCUCGGCUAAUGAAGAGCAGACGAUCUAUCCUAUAAAUUUGAACGAGGGAGCCAAUGCUACCUACACCUCAUUCACUACGACCUACAUUGGGGGAACCGUGACUUAUCUGAGGAAACUUACUCACGGACCCUCGUUCUUCGUUGGUUGUACCGAGGAUGUCAUCAUCAACGGUGAAUGGAUCUACUCGGGAACCAGCUCCAAACACGUCGAGUUACAAAACGUCGAUCCUGACUGUCCACGUGAACCCCAGUGUUCUCCGAACCCUUGCAAGAACAACGGCCACUGCACAGACCGCUGGCGCGAUUUCUCCUGCAAAUGCGAGCGUCCCUAUCUCGGUUCGACUUGCCAGUACAAUAUAACCGCAGCUACUUUCGGCUAUGAGAAUAUUAGCAAUGGCUACGUGAGCGUGCGCGUCUCGGACCCGGCCAGAAAAUCCGUUCGCUCUAUUGUCGAUAUAUCUAUGUUCAUCAGAACCAGAGAACAGCGAGGAGACAUUUUCUAUUUAGGAGCCGAGCCCAGUUCGCCAUCGGCCGAGGCGAAGGAGAAGACGUUUAUCGCUGCGCAGCUCGAGGGAGGCGAACUUUUGGUCAGAAUCCAGUUUAACGGAACCGAAGCGUACACUGUUGGAGGUGUGAAACUAAAUGAUGGAAAUAGCCAUCUCAUUCAAAUUAUCAGAAACGUUACGCUGGUCCAGGUGAAAAUCAACGGUACAGAGUACUUCAGGAAGACCAUCAGUGCCAAUGGACAGUUGAAUGUUACUGUAUUGUACUUGGGAGGAUUGCCCCAAGUAUCGAGGCACAUCAGGCAGGUCGAUAGCAGAUCGAUUGAGGAAAAACACCCUCAAGUCAACUUUAAGGGUAUCAUCCAGGAUGUGCAGAUAUCUAAUGGCAUUGAAACUAUGGUCGUCGAGUUUUUCCCUCUAAAGGCAAAGGACAUCCCAACACUCGUUCAAUUUGGCAAUGUAACUUUCGACCCUAGCAAGGUCCUCGAGGGCGUUGUCUCGGAUAACGUCUGUGCCUCUAAUCCUUGCUUCCACAAUGGCACUUGCCACGUUACCUGGAACGACUUUUGGUGCCAAUGUCCACGCGGCUACACUGGCAAAACCUGUCAAGAGAUGGAAUUCUGCCAGCUGCAAGACUGUCCCAGUGGCUCCAAGUGUCAGAAUCUCGAUGACGGUUAUGAGUGCAUCGCCAACGCGACUUUCGAUGGUGUUGGCACGUCCUUCACUUACUUGUACAGUCAUCCCGAACCUAUGAACCUGACCGAGUCUUCUAUAGAUACCGUCAAGCUUACAUAUAGGUCCAACACUGGUGGCACCUUGAUGCACAUGUCUCCAAAAUCGGGUAACAACCACUUCACCGUUUCCGUCUUAGCGGAUAAAAUCACUGUUGCCUGGAAACUAGAUCUCGAGAACACCGGAAUACUGACCUUCGGCAAGAUGGAACCGGAUGGCAAUUGGACGACUAUUUUACUGAGAUUGAACAACAAUUCGAUCGAAGCUGAAUACGAAGACAUGAACGACGAUGUCGUACCGACUUCUAGUCCAAACUUUGAUUUUGCGGCUUGGUACGAUCUAUUGUUAACGGGAAGUGUGACCCUCGGUGGUUUAGGUAGCCCGCUGUCAGAUAUACACAGUUAUAUGACGUUUGGUACAGAAAGGCACAUUGAGAACAGAGAAGGCAUUGCUGGAAACUCGGUAGAUUUCGCUGACAGAAAACACACGACCGCUGCUCCACCGCACAGUAUGUUAUCUGGCGAAGCAUUUAAGGGUUGUCUGGGCGAAGUGCGUAUUGGUAGCAUGCUCUUGCACUACUUCACUUACGAGGAGGUCUACCAGAACGCCAACUUCACUCCCCUCGAGUUCCUCUCGCUCCAGCAGGACAACGCGUCGACGCACGAUAGCAUCGGCUGCAGGCUCUGCUUCGAGAACAACUGCAAAAACAACGGUCACUGUCUUGACCAAUUUAACAGUUACGUGUGCGAUUGUCCACCAGGAUACGCGGAGGACGACUGCUCGAUCGAUAUCGACGAGUGCGAGGACAACAAAUGUGAGAACAACUCAACUUGCCUCGACGGUAUCGCGAACUACACCUGUGUGUGUAGGAGCGGCUGGCAAGGAUGGCUGUGCGAGGAAGACGUGAACGAAUGCGUGAGCAUCCAACCCUGCCAGCACGACGGAGUCUGCGUGAAUCUACCGGGCUCGUUCCACUGCGAAUGUCCCGAGCAGUACACCGGUGAACUCUGCGAACAUUUCAAACAAAUCACGUGUGCCGAUGAACCCUGUCGCAAUGGAUCUUCAUGUGCGGAUGUGGUAAACACCAAGACCGGAGAUAACUUUACGUGCACCUGUAUGCCCGGGUACGAGGGCACGCUUUGCGACACGCCCUAUUGCAUGAAUAGGAAGUGCCAGAACGACGGAAAGUGUGUCUUCUUGUAUCAGCCACCGCAGUGCUCUUGCCCGCAAGGCUUUACCGGCCUCUACUGCGAGACCAAUAUAGACGACUGUGCACCUGACCUAGAAGGUAACGUGCCCUGCAAAAACGACGGCAAGUGUCACGACGGUAUCAACAACUAUACAUGCGACUGCACCAGCACUGGUUACACCGGUCCCGACUGUUCGUAUGAUAUCAACGAGUGCCUGGAUCCUUUAACCGAUUGCGGCUUCGGCAAGUGUGAUAACCUUCCUGGAAGCUACCACUGUGUCUGCGAUCCAGGCUACUGCGGCUACAACUGCAAGAUGGAAGAUCCUUGUAGAGACAAUGACUAUUGCAAGAACGGAGGCACUUGCGAGUGUGUCGAGGAUAAAGGUUACACCUGCCACUGUCCGCCUGAUUACACGGGACAGAAUUGCACCGAGUCGGAGCAUUUCCUGGGAAGUCAGGCGUUGGAUAUCGCUGUGAUCGUCGGACCAAUAGUCGGCAUUUUAUUCCUCAUAGCCGCUGGAUCUCUGAUAGCGCUGUUCAUGAUGGCGCGUAAAAAGCGGGCAACGCGCGGCACCUACAGCCCUUCAGCUCAAGAAUUCAGCAAUCCCAGGGUAGAGAUGGACAACGUGAUGAAACCACCACCGGAGGAGAGAUUGAUCUAAGAAGCGAGAGUUUCGUUCGACUCCUUUGUCGGUGUUAGCCUAGUCUCCCCACCAACGUUCAGAGUAAAAACGAGCCCGUGGUCCGAGUUGUAUUGUAUUGGAGUUUGCAUGCCACAUUUGUAUGCGUAUAUUUUUGUAAAAAAGCGAAUGCUAAAUGCACCAGGACUAUGAUUAAUCGUAGUGGCUUGUUCAUUACUCGAAUACGUCCAUACGUAUGCAAGACUCUGAGAGAAACUCUUUGGAGAUUUGUCAACGGUUCGUUUGUUUUUAAAACUUUCUAUCUUGCUGCCUCUAGAACAGCAAAAAAAGCAUCGCAGAAAAAGUUCUUCGAGAUAUUUUAUUAUUUCUAAGGAAAUAUAAUACGUUCGUGAGACUGAAUUACUAUCGGUAAUUAAGUUUUUGUUUCUAGUUUUGGAAGAAAUUUGUCUGCUGAGAAGUUUACUUUACAUUCCAUAUUUUUACUGCAAUUCCAAUUAUAGACUCGUUUCUAAAAUAUUUGUAACAAAUGCCAGUUUCCACCUUGAUAAGGGGAACCGUUCUAAGUGUACUUAAAAGCUUGACGAGUGUCUUGACGCUUAACUAAGAAAAAUCAACAAAACCCGUCCACUUAGUGCCUAAAAAAUGCAUGUACUAGAUUUGCAAGAAGUUAAUUUAUAAAUAUCGAUAUGUUUAGUACGAAAAAAAAAAUGCUACCACGAUGUGUUUGUUUUCAGCAAUUACUACCAUUUGACUUCGGCAAGAGAUCUCAAAUGGCAAACCGAAAGAUUGAGGUCUAGAGAACUGUAAUUUAUUUCGCAAAGAAAGGGCGCAUGCUAUUGCGUGCAAAUUUUCUUUUACCAGGGACUGCUGAUUACAGGAGUUUAUUAAAUAUAACUUGACGCAGUGGUCCCGCGUGUUAAUUUUGUAAAUAGCGUAGUUUGUAAGUUGUAUGUACUUAAGAGAAUUAUUAACGCUUUUAUCUAUAAGAUUUUAUAUGAGAGUAGAUAGUAUUUAACUUUAAAUACGUUAUACGAAUUAUUAUGUAUGUAUAUUAUAUAUAUGUAUAUGUGUACCGACACGACCAAAGUAUCUCGUUCGUUAAGUUACGAACGCAUGUGUUCGCUCAUAACUUCUCGCUUCGCGAACUCGGAAAUGGCGCGUAAUUGAGAUUUUUAUCAGAUCGUAUGUUAUAAUGUGUCGAGCAUAUUGAAUUUUAGAUGAAUUUUAGACUUUUUAUUGAUCAAUUUUAUGCAAUUUUUUGCAGGAGCAAUUUUACCACUGUCUUAAGAUUUUAGCAAGACUGAGAUUCAGGUAUCACAUAAUUCUUGGCUUAAGAAACUUGAAUGCUCUUAAUUGUUCUUUUUUAAAUGAUACAUCGAUCAAUUUUGAGAUUGUUUAUAACUAAGAAGCAAAUGUACAAGCAAUAAAGAUAACAAUUUAGCAUCAACAA